UGUUUGGUAAAGAAUUCUUACCAAGAAUCGCGGUGUCAAAAAGCAAUACAAGACUUGCACCAUUGUUGUGAAAAAUUUCAUCAUCUCAAGCUUACUUGCUGCUCCGGAAUCCACAUCAAGAAGUGAUAUUGUGUGAAUAUAGACAAUGUCUGUCAUGCUUCAGCAGCUAAGAAUUUGGUCGCAGCCUUCAUUGAUGUGUAAAAGACUUCAGAAAUGCAGACUUCCUUGUACUUUCAACAUACAAAUGCAUAGUGGACAAGCUCUUAAAGAAAAGGCAAAAUCAGUCAUUGUUGGCAACAAACAUCUUCAGCAAGCCCCUGAACUCAAGUAUACACCUCCCAUUUGGAAACAUCAAUGGUUAUUGUUGCUGAAACGCAAAGCUGAAAUUGAAGGUCCAGAAGAACCUCGGCGUCGGUCCGACCAAUUGAAUUGGAACUAUAGUGCUGAGUUGCAUGCAUUUGUGCACCGAUUGGGCAUUCAUGUUCAUGCAGAAGCAUUAAAAGCGGCAUUAACGGAACCAAUGCCUGUUGAUUUGGAAAAUGAAGGCGGAGUAUCAAAUGAAGCUGGUAAUAAUGUAGAAAUGGCAAACACUGGAGAGGUAUUCACACGAAACUUCAUUACCCUAUUUGUAAAAUAUGCAUUUCCUGAAUUAGGCAAGGAUUGUGCUAACAGUAUUGUAAGUUACUUGAUGUCAGAAACACUCUUGUCAUAUCUGGCCAAAAAUUUGGGUUUUGGUGACUUGAUCCAAUCUCAAUUUUUUCCACUAACUACUACUUCAUUGACUCGAGCAGUUUUUGCUGUAAACACAGCCAUAUUACAGAAUCCUGAUGGGAAAAUAGCAGCAGCAAGAUUUUUAUAUGACUUUGUUAUUAUUAAUUUGAACAAUAAAGAUAUUGUACAUGAUAUUUGGAAGCCCCAAGAUCCAAUGAAACACUUGAAACUAGAAUUGAAAAUUCGAGGAUUACCUCCACCAGAAGUUCGAUUGACAAAGAAAGCAGGUAUCACUUCAGUGCUGCCUGUUGUGUUUGUUGGUUUAUUUUGUGAACAGAAUCUGUUGGCAGAGUCUGGUGGGGAGACUGUUAUCAAAGCUGAAUCAGAUGCUGCAAAAUUAGCUUUAAAAACUAUUUAUGAUGUUCAUUUCAAUAGAUGCUUACCAAAAAAAGAUUUAUUUUUAGAUCCAUUUUUUUUGGAUAAAAUUAACUCACUGAAUCUUAAUUAAUGCUCAAACAGAACACUUGCAACUGAAUUGAAAUAUGUCAAUACCUUGAUUAUGUGUAAUGAAAGAUGCUUUUAAUAUUGUAGUGGAAUCUCUUAUGUCCAUCAUCACUAUAUCUCUG
Styela clava is the source of this 1337-nucleotide messenger RNA. RefSeq names its product large ribosomal subunit protein mL44-like. Gene Ontology annotation, molecular function: ribonuclease III activity. Gene Ontology annotation, biological process: RNA processing. The record is from RefSeq and is a predicted model, not a curated record. NCBI's taxonomy places the organism in Eukaryota, Metazoa, Chordata, Ascidiacea, Stolidobranchia, Styelidae.